AAUUUUUUUUCCAGAGAGAGGGAGAGGGAGAAGAACAUCUCCGAUUAUUUUGUAAUUCGGAUGAAUGUGAAUCUCUCCCACUCUCUCUCGAGGCUUAAUCAUGGUUCCAAGUUUAUCUGGAGGAGAUUUUUCGUUUCUGGAGGAGUUCGACAUUGAUUUCGAAUUCGAUGCGCCUCGUUUCUACGAUUUCUCCAGACCCGAGCUUGAUUCCGAGACAGAAGAAAACGAGUUCUGGUUCGAAUCCGCGGGAAACUAUCCUCCUUCGCCUUUUAGCCCCAAGUUUACUUGGAAACUUGAGCCACUUAAGCAAAUCAUAAACACCAGCCUAGAAACUAAGCCUGUGGAUACUGGUCUUAAUAGAAAAGACAAAUACAACGGGUUCAUAUAUUAUAACCAAACGGUUAAAGAUGUCUCCAAGACAAAACCCAAAUCAAAAACCAAAUCAAGUAGAAGCUCAACUUUAACAAGACCAACGGUUUCUUUGCUUGCAAGGCAGAACAAACCAUUAGAUGUUUACUCUGUUCAGCUUCUGACAAGAUGUCAGAGGUCAUUAGCAAAGUUUGGUGCUAACUUAUCUCCAAUCUUAGUCUCUAAGUUGCAAAACCAAGACACCAAAAGGCAAAAACUGGAAGCUAAGGUGGCUCAAGUUAACUCCAACAGAAGAUCUAAACUCACUGUUCCAAAGGAACCGAAUCUCAGAACUGCUGAAAGAUCUGAAAGACACAGGUCUAAGGUUAACUCAGAAACCGAACAGAAUGUGAAACCAAGGAUUAACUCAUCUAAAAAGGAACACUACAAACAAAAACCAUCUAUACCUAAAAGUAACACUCUACGGUCUCAAAAUCUUAAGAGUUUUCUGCAUCAGGCAUUUGGUUCAAGAACAACAUUGAGAGCAAAGGAACGCUCUUCAAGUGCUAAGGUUGAUGCCUCACAAGGGAAUGAAGCUACUAACUCCAGAACGCUUAAACCCAUCGAUUCCUCAAAAGGGAGGAGAGACAAAGGAAAUCACAGCAGAAAGAUACACUGCCAAGUGUAUGAAUCUAAUAUUUGCACUCCAAACUCAAAGGGUCAUAUGGAAGCCAUUAACUUCGAAGACUAA
This is a messenger RNA of Raphanus sativus (radish), 1099 nucleotides long. RefSeq lists its product as uncharacterized. Gene Ontology annotation, molecular function: microtubule binding; protein kinase activator activity. Gene Ontology annotation, biological process: mitotic spindle assembly; activation of protein kinase activity; regulation of mitotic spindle organization. Gene Ontology annotation, cellular component: mitotic spindle; nuclear microtubule. The record is from RefSeq and is a predicted model, not a curated record. Bases 101 to 1099 code for a protein of 332 amino acids. Lineage: Eukaryota; Viridiplantae; Streptophyta; Magnoliopsida; Brassicales; Brassicaceae. The transcript has 10 exons.